Molecule: messenger RNA, 780 nt
Organism: Sclerotinia sclerotiorum 1980 UF-70
Lineage: Eukaryota; Fungi; Ascomycota; Leotiomycetes; Helotiales; Sclerotiniaceae
Exons: 3
Coding region: 1-780 (259 amino acids)
Biological process (GO): D-ribose metabolic process
Molecular function (GO): ribokinase activity
Source: RefSeq, a predicted model, not a curated record
AUGAUAGGUGCUGUUGGUGAUGAUGAAUUCGGUCCAUCCCUCAUCUCCUCCCUCAAAUCCUCCCUCAUCGACACAACCUCCGUCCAAACCAUCCCACACCAAUCCACCGGCGUAGCGGUAAUCCUCGUCGAAUCCGACAGCGGCGAAAACCGCAUCCUCCUCUCCCCCGGCGCCAACCACUCUCUAACCCCCCAAACCUUCACCCACACCACCUCCCUCGGCACACCCCACCCCGACCUCCUAAUCCUCCAACUCGAGAUCCCCCUCCCAAGCAUCCUCCAAAUCCUCACCACAGCCACCAAAAACCACAUCCCAGUUCUCCUCAACCCGGCACCCGCUCAAAAACUCCCCCCCUCAGCCUACCCCUCCAUAACCCACCUAAUCCUCAACGAAACCGAAGCCGCCAUCCUAACCUCUCGUCCCAUCUCCUCCGUCGCCUCCCCUACCUUCGAUUGGCGCACUGUUACUUCGGAAUUUUUAUCCCUCGGCUGUAAGACUGUUAUAAUAACACUUGGAGCUAAAGGCGCGAUAUUCGCUACGGGGAAUACGUACGAACAUAUUCCUGCGGAGAAAAAUGUAAAGGUAGUUGAUACGACCGCUGCUGGUGACACAUUUGUAGGAGCCUAUGCUGUUGAGUUAGUGCGGAAUGGGGAUGCUGAUGUAGAUGCUUUGGUAGCUGCUGUGGCGAAAGCAUGUAAGGCGGCUGCGCGAACUGUGGAGAAAGAAGGGGCUCAGAGUGCUAUCCCUUGGGCUGAUGAAGUGGAGAGAUCGAUCUUGUAA